Messenger RNA from Erinaceus europaeus (western European hedgehog), 984 nucleotides. RefSeq names its product olfactory receptor 51G2-like. The transcript has a single exon. Lineage: Eukaryota; Metazoa; Chordata; Mammalia; Eulipotyphla; Erinaceidae. Gene Ontology annotation, cellular component: membrane. Gene Ontology annotation, biological process: G protein-coupled receptor signaling pathway. The record is from RefSeq and is a predicted model, not a curated record. Gene Ontology annotation, molecular function: G protein-coupled receptor activity; olfactory receptor activity. The coding region runs from base 1 to 954 and encodes 317 amino acids.
AUGUCUUCCUGCAACACCAGCACGUCUGGCCAUUCCACCUUCCUGCUCACGGGCUUCCCAGGACUCGAAGCCUCUCACCACUGGGUUUCGAUCCCCAUCAACCUCAUCUGUGUGGUUUCCAUCCUGGGUAACAGCAUGAUCCUCUUCCUGAUCCGCACAGACUCGGCCCUGCACGAACCCAUGUACAUCUUCCUGUCCAUGUUGGCAGCCUCUGACCUGGGCCUCUGCGCCUCCACCUUCCCCACCAUGGUGAGGCUCUUCUGGCUGGGGGCUCGAGAGCUGCCUUUCGACCUCUGCGCGGCUCAGAUGUUCUUCAUCCACGCCUUCACCUACGUGGAGUCCGGCGUGCUGCUGGCCAUGGCCUUCGACCGGUUCGUGGCCAUCCGGGAACCUCUGUACUACACCACCAUUCUCACUCACUCCACUAUGGCCAAAAUGGGGGCUGCCAUCUUGGGCAGGGCUGUCCUGCUCAACCUCCCCGGGCCCAUCCUCCUGCGACGGCUCUUCUUCCCCCGGAUCAGCGUCCUCUCUCACUGCUACUGCCUGCACUGUGACCUCGUGGGCCUGGCCUGCUCAGACAUCAGGAUCAACAGCCUGGUGGGCUUGGUCUCCAUCCUCCUCUCCCUGGGCCUGGACUCGUCCCUCAUCAUGCUGUCCUACACCCUGAUCCUGCAGACCGUGCUGAGCAUCGCCUCGCCUGGCGAGCGACUCAAGGCCCUCAACACGUGCGUCUCGCAUCUCUGCAUCGUCCUCAUCUUCUACCUGCCCAAGCUGGGGCUGUCUGUGCUGCACCGGGUGGAGAAGCAGGGCUACCCCGCUCUGGCCGUGCUCAUGGCCAACCUGCACUUUCUGGUCCCGCCCUUCAUGAACCCCAUCGUCUACUGCGUCAGGUCGAAGCAGAUCCGCCAGGGGCUGCUCAAGCGCUUCCAGCAGAAGAGGGUAGAUACGUCCUAGAGCCGCUAGAGGGUCAGUUAGGAGGCAACC